This is a messenger RNA of Staurois parvus, 1264 nucleotides long. Lineage: Eukaryota; Metazoa; Chordata; Amphibia; Anura; Ranidae. The record is from the annotation of a GenBank genome assembly.
AGUGGAGCUGCCACAAGUGGGGGAGAGAAUGACGGAGAUGAACUUGACCAAGACUGGAAGCCUCCGGACCCAGAGCUCAUCCAGAAACUUGUUGUACAGAUUGAGUACUACCUCUCUGACGAGAACCUGGAGAAAGAUGCUUUUCUGCUGAAACAUGUCAGAAGAAACAAAAUGGGAUUUGUCAGUGUUAAAUUGCUUACCUCAUUCAAAAAGGUUAAACAUCUCACUCGAGAUUGGCGGACAACUGCAUAUGCUCUAAGAUAUUCAGACAUACUUGAACUAAAUGAAGAUAAUCGGAAAGUCAGGCGAAAAACUCCUGUCCCUGUUUUUCCUAGUGAAAACCUUCCCAGCAAGAUGCUUUUGGUUUAUGACCUCCACUGUAUCCCAGAACUGCAGUGUUUGAAUAAGGAGCAAGAAAAUGGGGGUAUGCAAGAGAAGAUAAUGGGAACAGCUCUUGAAGAGCUUCGGAGCUUUUGGUAGCAUCUCCUCUAUACGUAUCUUGAAACCUGGCAGAGAUCUUCCAUCAGAUGUCAAAAGAUUCAGCAGCCGUUAUGCUCAGGUUGGAACCAUGGAUUGUGCAAUUGUGGAAUUUGAAGAGGUUGAAGCUGCAAUUAAGGCACAUGAAACCUUAAAUGCUGAAAGUGAAACCGAAGAAAGCAUAAAAGUGGUUUUAAUAGGCAUGAAGCCACCGAAGAAAAAGAUUCAGAAAGACCGGAGCAAGGAUGACGACACAAAGAAUCUGCGCAAAAAUAAGUCUCUUAAUAAAAGAGUUGAGGAGCUUCAGUAUAUUGGGGAUGAGUCCACAGCAUAUAGUUCAUCUGAGCCCGAUAGUAAUCCAAACUCCCCAAUGAUAGGCCGAAAAAUUCAGUCUACUAAUAAGCUGAGCCCAUCUGCUUAUCCAAAUAACCACCUGAGUCCAAAUGCCUCACCAAGAAAUAGCCCCUGGAGUAGCCCUUGCGGGCAACGUAAAGGGGUCAAGCAUUCUCCCCUGGCUGACAGCAUGAGCCCAGAGACUUCCCGAAGAUCUACAGAGUAUUCUUCAGACAGCAGCAUCACUCCUUCCAGCAGUCCUUGGGUCCAGCGGAGAAGACAAGCUCAGACGGUCACACAGGAAAAAAGCCCAGCAUGUAGUCCAAUGCUGGGAAGGAAAAUACAAAAUGCAGAUGGACUUCCCCCUGGAGUCCUGAGACUUCCAAGAGGUCCUGAUGGUACAAAAGGAUUCCAUAAUGGGAUCGAAAGGAACAAGCUUUUGCAGAGUUCAUGA